Asparagus officinalis (garden asparagus) is the source of this 1611-nucleotide messenger RNA. Its product is annotated as GDSL esterase/lipase At4g01130-like. Lineage: Eukaryota; Viridiplantae; Streptophyta; Magnoliopsida; Asparagales; Asparagaceae. The transcript is spliced from 8 exons. The record is from RefSeq and is a predicted model, not a curated record. Gene Ontology annotation, molecular function: hydrolase activity, acting on ester bonds. The coding region runs from base 1 to 1269 and encodes 422 amino acids.
AUGGACCUGAGGAAUGGAGGGAGGGGGGUUGAUGUGACGUUUGGGGGAGGAGGGAUUAGGUUGGGGACAGGAGGAGAGAAUGGAUUCGCAGCAUCGUUCAAGCUUUUGGUGACGGUCGAAUUCAGAGAUCCCCGGUGCUUUUGGGCUGCGUUCCCGGCUCAGCGCCUUCCCUUUGGCAUGACCUACUUCAAGAAACCAGCUGGCCGGGCCUCUGACGGUAGAGCAGCCAUUGAUUUCUUCGCGCAAGGUCUUGGGCUGCCGUUUCUUAGCCCGUACCUGCAAUCAAUUGGCUCAAACUACAGUCACGGAGCCAAUUUUGCUACGCCGCUCCUCUUUCUCAACAGCUUCUCUAAGCCAAUGAUAUCUCACAUCAAUGUGUUUCAUACUGGAAUAGAAUGUAAAAUUCUUGCUCAAAUUAAGAGCACUUUGACUAUUAAUGAAGAUUUGAUAAUUGUCCUGCUUAUCUGUCUGCAAGUGUAUAUCACAAAGUUCCACAAUCUUCGAGUAGCUGGUAUUGCCCAUCUUCACAUUGCCAAAGUCACAUGCUUUAUACAUCGUGAAAAUGUCUCGAUUGGAGGUUAUCUUCCUCCUCGAAACGUCUUCAGCCAAUCACUAUAUACCAUAGACAUCGGCCAAAAUGACUUUACAAGCAAUGCUGGAACGCUUGGGAUUGAAGGAAUUAAGCAAUAUGUUCCUCAGGUUGCCUCUCAGAUUGCUUCAACAAUAAAGGAACUAUAUGAUAUUGGUGGACGGACAUUCUUGGUGGCGAACCUUGCACCCAUCGGUUGCUUCCCAGCAUUUCUGACAGAACUCCCUCACGAUGCAUCAGACUUGGAUAUAUACGGCUGCAUGAUUUCAUAUAAUGAUGCAGUUGUCUACUACAACAAUUUAUUGAAGGAAAGACUUGGGCAGAUUCGAGAUCAGCUACUGGAUGCCUCUGUUAUAUAUGUGGACACUCAUUCUAUCAAGCUUGAGCUUUUUCAGCAUCCUAAAGACCAUGGGUUCGUAUUUGGAAACAAAGCUUGUUGCGGCGCUGGUGGUGGUGCUUAUAACUUCAACCCACAAGUUUUUUGUGGCAAUACAAAGAUUAUAAAUGGUAUCAAUGUAACCGCAACCGCUUGCACUGAUCCGGGAGAGUAUGUGAGCUGGGAUGGAAUUCAUGCUACAGAAGCUGCCAACAAAAUUAUAGCACAGGCGGUUCUGAAUGGAUCCUUAUUUGAUCCUCCCUUCCCUCUUUCCGAAGUUUGUCAUCUGCAUUCGGUACAUUAACUGAGACAAUACUGCAUAUGUUUCACUUUUUUCAAUAAUUAACACUCAGCUUUCUCGACCUCAUAUUUGAUUUUACGAAAAAAGUAUAUACUUUUGGGCAUUAUGAUCAUAAUUGAUGCACUGGAUUGUUGAAUGCAACAACAACAACAACAACAACAAAAAGAGGAGAGCAAGCACAGCCAUGAGGAGAACAUCAAGCUAUGAUUCACCUGAGUUCUUAAAUGAUCAUUUUCAGUAUAUGCAAUGUUGAUAAUAGUGUAUUGUAGUGGGUUUUAGUCCCACAUUGGUUGUGAGAACACAUCUCACCCUCCUCUACUUGUAUAAAUAUAUGUAUACACUCAA